Messenger RNA from Oncorhynchus mykiss (rainbow trout), 8314 nucleotides. Lineage: Eukaryota; Metazoa; Chordata; Actinopteri; Salmoniformes; Salmonidae. The record is from RefSeq and is a predicted model, not a curated record.
CAGGUGGCAAGGGUGUGAGAGCAGAGUGGAAGUAAAGUUAACUACUAGAUAACGUUACAGAUAGCUAUGAAAUCAACUUGUUUAGCUAGUAACCUCUGCUAGCUAACUUGCACGUCUACCUUGUGAAAGCUCAUGUCUCCGAAGUAGUCCGAACAACCUGGCUAGUGACGUGUUAGCAACAGGUUUGCCUCUGACUGACCGACCACAUCCCACACCGCAGUGCGAUUGACCGGGUUUUGGUUGAAGAAAAUAGUUAUCUAGCUCACUAGGUCCCUGGAGGGGAAUAAGCAUAAACACGACAGGCUCUUCCUACUCCUUACUCAUGUGAUAUGACAUCACUGCAUGGUUACCACAGAAACCAGGGCUCAGUUCAGACGGUUGACAGCCAGUCAGGGAACUGAACCCUCCAGAGGAGAUGGAUCUCUCCCUCUCCCCCUGGCUGAGGCCUGCCAUACUGAUGAAUGGCCUCUGUUUAACAGCACAUCUGCUUCUAGAGCAGCCAGCCACAACGCUGGGUGCAUGACUCCUCCAAAGGUGUUUUUCACAGGGAUGGCUGCACAAGUGGAGGUACAGACUGGGGAGGUGGGAAGGACAGGUGUAGGGGGGCGACUGCACCUCAGCCCUCUGGCUGACUCCAGCAACAAGAGCCUAACAGAGGGCCCAUCCAACACCCAGGGCUCCCUCAUCAUCACUCCAGAGUCCAGUAAGCCUGUCCCUGCACCCAAACCACGGCUCACUCCCAAACCUUUCGCUGUGGAGAAAACCCCCACCAUCCGGCCCAUACUUGCUCCUAAGCCUAAUACCAAGCCCCGACCAGAGCCCACUCGCCCUACUUUUUACAAACCUGACCCUCCCAAUGGCCCAAAACCUCAGCAGCCGAACGUUACCAGCAAACACAGGCCAGUGUCGACCAACCACAGCCGUCCUGCUCCUACCUCCUACAAACCCUCUCCCAAGUUGAGCACGGGACAAACCACCAAGCCUGUAGCCCAGCCCUUCAAACCCGCCCCUCUAACACUUGGGGACCACAGCAAACCAACUCCUUCCCAACCGAUGGGGCGUCAGAAGCCAGCUGCGGCAGGCUUGUCCCACUCACAAGGCCCUAAGAAACCCCCUUCAGUGGAAUGGUCCGGAUCCACCAAGCAGGAGAAGGAAUGUGGCAAAACAGCAUCCAAUAUCAGAGCUGGAGGAGCCUAUUUGACCAGAGCCAAGUCAAUGGGCUUCCUCCGUCAGAUAGGGCUAGAGGGGGAGGAGAGGAAGAAGGAUGAAGGGCCAGAGGUCACAGUUCAACUCCGAACCCAGUCUACAGGCUCCAGGCCUAGACCUGUGUCGGCUAUCUUCCUACCCUCUCCCACUCAGGCUGAGUCGUCCACCCCAGCUGAUCGCUGGGUUGGGAGACGGCCCCUUUCAGCCGACCUCACCUCCAGGUUUGAGUCCAUUGGCCUGUCUCUGCACCGCGGCUCUCCUGCCAAGACUGGCAGCAAGGAAAACAGUCCAGAGGAGGGAGCACUGCUACGGAGGAGAGAGGGGGAGACGGGAGCAGAGGGGACCAUUGCUACACCACAGGCCCCAGUCAGCAAGCCUUCAGCCCUAGCACAAGGGAGUGAGAAGAAAAAAGAGGAAGAGAAGGAUGAGGGAAAGGGUGGAGGAAGCAUUAAGAGACGGAUCAGUCUCUUGCUCGAUUCUUCUUCUUCCUCUCCUGUGGUUCCUCUCCGUGUUGCUGCCCAAGGACCGGAGUCUUCCUCUCCAGUGCAGCCAGUCCCAGAGGCAGAUGCACCACAGGGUGGUGUUAAACAGCGAAUCAAGAAGCUAACAGAAGAUACUGUUACGCCACCUGCUCAGACCCUGGCUGUUAAACCCCGACCUCUGCCCCCUGACCUGACCAAAAGGUUUGGCUCUGAGAAGUCCACAGACCUCGGCAGUCCCUCUCCUAGUAAGGCGACAGACCGCCAUGAGAGUGACACUGAUCCUCAAGGGAGGGGGCAGGACUCAGUCUUCAUCUUCAGUGACCAAAGGAAGGUGGAUGAACACACCAGAGAGUCCAAAGAGCAGCCAACCCAGACCUUUUCUGACCCCUCAGCUGGAAGUACUGUGGCACAGCGGGGGCUGGAGAUUGAGGCCCAGGAGAGCCACCCGAGCAGUGGGGUGCAGACUGUGCGAGCAGCCCUGUUUGAGAAUGUGGUGGAGAGACACAGCGUGCUGGUGAUGGAGGAGGACAGAGCGCAGAACAACACAAAGAGCUGUCCCAAGAGAAGUGUCUCUCUCAAACUGGGGGAUGGAGAGAAAGGCGGCAGCCUGGUCACCUCCCCCUACCGCGAGCCUGUGUCUCCCUCCAGCCCGCUUCGUGUGGAGCACUUGUUUGACACAGUGCACGCGGUGGGAGAGAGGAGAGCCGUUAGUGAGAGUGUCCCCUCGGCACAGCUGGAGGACAAGGCCAUGACCCUCCGUUCCAGGCAUUCUGAGGGGAACAGGCCAGCUAGGGCUGAGCCAGUGGAGAAGAGACCUGCUCGGGUCCAAGGAGACCUCAGUUCGACUCAGAGGGGAGCACCAGCCUCCCAACAUGAACAGGGACCACGCUACCUCAGGGUUGGAGCUCUGCAGAAAUGGAAUACCUCUGAGGUGGAUAGGGGGGCAGAGGUAGAGAAAGGAAGGCAAAGGGAAAGGGAGAGAAAGGAGGAGGAGAAAGAGAGGCAGAGGGAAGCGGAGAGGAGGAUGCAAAUGGCUGUAGAGAGGGAGAAGCCGAGAGAGCAGGACAGGGAGAGAGAGGAAGUGGCAGCACCGAAGCGUUUGAAAAUGCUGGAGGCAGAUGAGCAGCCACCCAAACCCAGGGCCACCUACUUUGCUCUGACUGGUCAGAUUCAGGAAGUCAUAUCCCAUGGGGAUGAGGGAACAGAGAAAGGGGACAUGGAAGUGCCCUUUGAUUUCUCUGUGAUGCCUGGACAAUGGGGUUCUCAAGGGAAGGUAAAAAGGAACCCCUCUCUAGUCAAACCUUUUGGUAAAGGCUCCCAAGGUCAAGAACAAGAAGAGGAACUGAUGGAGAGGAAGCAAACACAGGAAAGGAAAAGAGAAACGGCAUGGGACAGAAAGACCGGGAUGGAUGAGAUGGAAAUAGAAAAACAGAAACAAGUUCUUGAGGAAGUAAGAGAAUUGGAGAGGGGGAAAGAACGUCAGAGGGAGAGAAAGGAGUUUGAGAGGGAGAAACAGAGACAGCUGGAAAUUGAGAGACAGAAACAGUUAGAAUAUGCUAGAAAGAGAGAGAUGGAGAAGCAGAGAGAGUUAGAAAGGGAGAGACAAAAUGAGUUGGAAAAGGAGACACAGAGAGAGUUGGAAAGACAGUGUGAGCUGGAGAGGGAGAGACAGUGUGAGCUGGAGAGGGAGAGAGAGUGUGAGCUGGAGAGACAGAAAGAGUUUAAAAGGGAGAGGCAGCGACAGUUCGACUUAGAGAGACAGAAGAAGUUGGAGAGACAGAUGGUUGAAGAGUUGGAGGAAAUAAAAGAAAUGGAAACAAGGCAACUGUUUAGGUUUGAAAAGCAGAAGCAGGCUGAGAGAGAGAGACAACAGCUUCUGGAGCUUGAAAAGCAGAUACUGAGAGAGAAGAUGGAGAGAGAGGAGCAGGAGAAGAUGGGACAGCAAGCAAUACAACAGGAGGUAGACCAGGAGAGACAGAGGGAGUUGGAGCGGGAGAGACAGAGGGAGUUGGAGCGGGAGAGACAGAGGGAGUUGGAGCGGGAGAGACAGAGGGAGUUGGAGCGGGAGAGACAGAGGGAGUUGGAGCGGGAGAGACAGAGGGAGUUGGAGCGGGAGAGACAGAGGGAGUUGGAGAGACAGAGGGAGUUGGAGCGGGAGAGACAGAGGGAGUUGGAGCGGGAGAGACAGAGGGAGCUGGAGAGGGAGCUGGAGAGGGAGCUGGAGAGGGAGCUGGAGAAGGAGCUGGAGUUGGAGCGGGAGAGACAGAGGGAGCUGGAGCGGGAGAGACAGAGGGAGCUGGAGCGGGAGAGUGUAGAAGAAUUGGAGAUAAUAAAGGAGCUGGAGAGAAGACAACUGUUUGAGAAACAGAAUGAGAGAGCGAGACAACAGCUUCAAAAGCAGAGACUGAGGGAGAAGAUGGAGAAAGAGGAGCAGGAAAAUAUGAGACAGGUAGCUAGACAACAGGAGGCAGAGAGACAGAGAAUCCUGGAGAGACAGAGGAGAGAGAACCAGGAGAGGGGGGUACUGGACUCCUUACCUCUCAGACCUAAAGUGCUGGAUCUAGACUCUGUCUCUCUGGGUGACCUGCACUCCAGAGGCAGUCCCCACUCCCCUGGUGCCCGAUGGAACCAUCCAUCUCCCCGGGGAGAGGACCACUACAGGCCUGGCAUCCUGGACAUAGACUCAUUCAGGUCCCAGACCCAGACGCAGCCCUCGCCCACUAGAGAGGUGUUCCCUAUUGCUGGCAUCAAGGGCUCAGACCCAGGUAGUGGGGUGAGAUCCCACACUCCAGAGAGGGAAGUUAGCCGUAGGGUGGGUGCAAUGGGGCGACCCAGCCCAGUGUGGGCCCCCUCUCAGCAGGAGCUGUGGGAGCAAAGGCUAGGAUUCAAUGAGGAAUCGGUGGAUAGGCCCUUGGCUGGACCAGAACCACCCAAGAAGCCUGCCAAUAAACCCAGCCUGGAGCAGCUCCUCCACCGGCAGUUGGACAGGGCCACGGCCCCCAUUCUGGUCCCAGAGAGACGCUGGUCUGGUAUGCCCAGUGAAGCAUCCUUCCCCAGGAGAGAGCCCCACAGCCCUAGGUCCCCCAUGGAGCAGACCUGGUUCCCGCAGGACUCAGGGCCCCAGGGGCACAGGGUAGAGGCCAGAGGACAGAGGAGAUCUCAAGGCUCCCAGGAGCUGAACCGGAUGAGGUCCCGCAGUGUGUCCCGUCGAUCGGCCCCGUCUGAGAGUGCUGUGGAGGGGAGCCUGUCCAGGAUGAGGAGCAGGAGUGCACAUAGAGAGAGGGACCGACAGAGCUGGGAGCAGUUGAAGCAGAGUGUGGAUGGUGAGGAAGAGGGGCGUGACAUCGACACACUGGUCCACGAGGCAGACAGCCAGUAUGGGACCUGGGAGACGGGACUGCGCACUGACGAUAGCCUGACUCCUGCCACGCCCACCUCAGACAGCAACCUCAGCCAGUCGCCUAGGAAACCCAUUCCGCCCCACACACCAGGGGAACAUGCCACACACAGCGACCUGGACACUCCAGAUGGCUUCUCCCCCUCGGUCCAGUCCGAGAUGCAACUACUCCCCUUCCCUGAGGCCUCUACCAUCCUGCUGGACUCCAGUGCUCUGCGCUCCAGGGUGCAGCUGAGUAAGAUGCGGGGGCCACGUUCGCGCCCCUCCAGGGUGGCUCGUCAGACUGCUGCUAUGUCUGUACACCCUGAGGGACAGACCUCGCCCACUGAGGACUGGCGCUCCCGAGACUCAACAGAGGACAACAUUGAGUUUUCCAAGCAGGAGGACUCAGACUCUGAGGAGCAGGAGAGGGGAGUAGACCCCCGCUCUGCUGCUGCCUCCUCCCAGCCCCAGAGAGUCGCCCUCUUUCCUGGGAUGGACCCCUCCGCUCUCAAGGCCCAGCUCAAGAAGAGAGGAGACUCUGACAAUCAGACAGACGGAGCCGCCCCAUCUCCAUCUCAGCUGUCACGAUCUCCUAAAUCCCCCUUCCUGCCCCGGGUGUCCCGUGUGCUGCCCCCCUCUGGAGGGAAAGAAAAUGGGGAGGAGGCCUCACCACAGUGGCUGAGAGAACUGAAGUUUAAGAAGCGCUCGAGUCAGUAUGAAAAUGACAGCUAAGUGUGAAUGAGCAGGUUGCCUUAACUGAAUAAUCUGGUGGAGAAUUGGAGACAGAAGCCUUAACCUUUGACCCUGAGAAGAUGGAAACUCUGCUGCUGACAUUGUAAUUUGUCAUCGGUUUGUUAAUUUUAUCUGUUCUCUUCCUGCCCGGGUCGCAUACAUGUGCAUGGUGCCUUUUUGCAGACAACCUCGGUCUUAUGGAUGAAACGACCCAGGUUAAAUAUCUGGCUGCUCGGCUCCAUUUGUCCAUUUCCUUUGCAUAGAGCCACUUUACCCUCUCACCUGACGGGAGAAUACGGAAGGGGGGAAACCCUUUUUCUCCUGUCAGGUUGCAUUUCAGGACUGGUUAAACUUGUGGGACCACACGCCUCUUAACCUGGAAGUGCUUCAAUAAGCUGGAGGACAGUCUAGUACCUCCACAAGAUAUAAAUGUAUUUCUUUUUUUAAAUGUAUUUUUCAGGUUCGUCUACGCGUUACAUUUCCAUGUGUAUCUAUCAGUCAAGGGGUGUUGGUAAUAGACAACAUAGGAUAACAUUUCUGAUUUGUAUUUUUUGUCAUUGAUCAUAAAGAACAAAACACUGCUGAACUCAUGUUUGGCCAGGCUGUAUAUUAUGUGUUAGUAAUAAAUAUGGUAUCUAAUCAUGAAAUAUUAUAUUUGUAUUGUUGCUAAUUUGACAGAUGAAUCAUAACAUGUCCGAGUGUUUAGUUUUAUACGGAGAGCAUUGCAAGUAUCACUACAGCAGAGGCUCCCAAGCCCAUUCCCCUGAUGAACUGACUGGGAAUCUGUUGUGUUGACCUAAUGCAGCCCCUUCUAACUGAUGUGUGAAGACAAAUGCUGUGUGUUCAGUGUCUUUUCAAUCAUAAUGUCUGAAUAUCUGUUUCUACUGGUGUUUGUAUUUCUUAAGGAUCCCCAUUAGCUGCUGCCAAGGCAGUUAUAUACAGUUAAAUGAUAACACUGUUCACCACACAUUGUGUUCCUUCAGGCCACUACUCUACUGACACAUAUCUACAAUACAACAUCCAUGUGUGUGUGUAGAGUGCAUGUGGGGAAGAGAAGGGUUAAUCACAUUGGAGGACUCAAUUAUACUCCUACACACACAAAUACACAAAUCAGCCUGUUCUUCCUCCCUUUACCUUCACUUACCUCUUCAGUGUAAGAUCAAAUGAUUGUGUGUAAUAGUGAUGGAUGAGUGUAAGGAAAAUGUGAUGGAUGAGUGUGUAAGGAAAAUGUGAUGGAUGAGUGUGUAAGGAAAAUGUGAUGGAUGAGUGUGUAAGGAUUGCAAGGGAAAUGGUCUAACUGUAUGUGUUACCAAUGAGCCAUACAUUCAAUGUGCACUCCCUGGGCUCUGUUUUAUCAGGAUGUCUGCAACAUCUCCCAUUUAGAGAGAGACUUUACCCACCUAUUCUUUUAUCACUACAUCACUGUUGACAACAUGUAUGUGCAUGUAGAAUCUCAGCUUCUUUUCCGUCACUCUUUGCUCAGACACUGAAUGGACACACCAAGUAGCAGUGGUACAAUCAUACAGUCUGGAUAUCAUGGAUUCAUCCACACAACUGUUAUGGUCCCAUUGUGCACAUGGUCAGUGCAGCAAUGUGGAUGUAUAGUGGAAUGGUAGGAGUAUGGCUUCCUCUACUCCAGUGGGGAAUGUGAGUAAAGUAUAUGGUUUUGAGAUGAGGGUGGGUGGGUGGUUAUUUUCCCCUAUUCUGCUGCACAUUACUAUUUGCACCAGUUGUUUUAGAGCGCAGAGCUGACUUAGGCCAUGCCCCUGACCAUGUUAGCCAUGCCCCUGACCAUGUUAGCCAUGCCCCUGACCAUGUUAGCCAUGCCCCUGACCAUGUUAGCCAUGCUGCACUGUCCCACUACUUCCAUUAAGCACUUUGUCAGUUAAUGCACUACAGCACUGACCUGUGCACUGGAUAUCCUGUUGUACGUCCCACCUACCACAUGUUCAUAGACCACUGACCUGUGCACUGGAUAUCCUGUUGUACGUCCCACCUACCACAUGUUCAUAGACCACUGACCUGUGCACUGGAUAUCCUGUUGUACGUCCCACCUACCACAUGUUCAUAGACCACUGACCUGUGCACUGGAUAUCCUGUUGUACGUCCCACCUACCACAUGUUCAUAGACCACUGACCUGUGCACUGGCUAUCCUGUUGUACGUCCCACCUACCACAUGUUCAUAGACCACUGACCUGUGCACUGGCUAUCCUGUUGUACGUCCCACCUACCACAUGUUCAUAGACCACUGACCUGUGCACUGGCUAUCCUGUUGUACGUCCCACCUUCCACAUGUCCAUAGACCGAUAUUGGAAUGCUAAUGGAAUGAAAGUGAAUGUGUUGAUUGGAUCUUUGGGGUCGUUGUCCCUAUGGUGUACAUGGCUUUUGUCAGUUUGAGGGUUUCUUAUUUUCUCUCAUUUUGUUUUUAAAAAUAAAAUACGUAUAUUACAUUGUUUUAAUGCCAGUGUCCAAAAUUGUAACUUGUUAAUAAAAUGUACUGAGUUGAGCUUCUCA